UUCGAUACAGUGUUAAUAAUAGUAAUACUAAUUAUAAAACUUUGAAGUUUAAUAACUUGUGUUCGAUAUCUGUGCGGCUAAGCAAUAGUAUAAACCUUUUCGGUACCUAUAUUCCUUACGGACGGACGAAGGUGUAAACAUGUUGCGAGGGUUGAUCCUCAUUUUACUCUGCACGCAAGUUGGCGCAUUUUUCAACUGGUGUUUUCGCCAAUCCGCGCUGGAUCCGAGUGAGAACCGUUUUGUAAUUGUAACGUUGGUGUCCGAGGAAUGCCGAACGCCAAUAGAGGGAGCCUCGUUCAAACAGAGAUGUUUCGGAUCUCAAACGACAGAGCUUGUGGCGUCAGAGGUACUUCCAGGAAUCUACAUCAUCCUGCUGCCUCCCCGGUUUGUUCGCAUGAUUGCUUACAAGGACGACUAUCGACCAGAGUCCAUCAGUGUUGGUCGCUCCGAAUCGUACGAGUAUGCAAAAAUGAGAUGUUCAGAACGUCUAUGCUCUACACAGGCAAUAACGUUAACGAUGACGUCAUCGAGUGGCGAUGAGCCACUGCCGACCCUAAUUGCGUCCACAAACGCCGUUGAUGUCGACCAAGUGGGUAAGGGCGUGUUCAAGAUGCACGUCUGUUCACUUCCGGCGGAUGUUGUGAUAAUAGCGGGAAAUCAGACAUCCACCAUGACCGUGACUGGAAGCACCGAGAUUACUAACGAUUCCUCUGUGCAUAUCGAUUAG
Molecule: messenger RNA, 727 nt
Organism: Mya arenaria
Lineage: Eukaryota; Metazoa; Mollusca; Bivalvia; Myida; Myidae
Exons: 5
Coding region: 140-727 (195 amino acids)
Source: RefSeq, a predicted model, not a curated record